This is a messenger RNA of Teleopsis dalmanni, 888 nucleotides long. Its product is annotated as chymotrypsin-2. Bases 1 to 888 code for a protein of 295 amino acids. Lineage: Eukaryota; Metazoa; Arthropoda; Insecta; Diptera; Diopsidae. The record is from RefSeq and is a predicted model, not a curated record. Gene Ontology annotation, biological process: proteolysis. Gene Ontology annotation, molecular function: serine-type endopeptidase activity. The transcript is spliced from 3 exons.
AUGUACAACACAUCGGGAAGACUGCAGCACUUGGGAUUUUUGCUAUUUGGAAUACUUUUAUUCUAUUCGCACGUAACCUCAGCAGAAGGCUUAGAAUCAGAUAUUCUGUAUCCGCCACAAUAUACUACUAACCGUAUAGUAGGCGGUCAAGAUGCAGCAGCUGAUAUUGCACCUUAUCAAAUAUCAUUGCAAACACUUAAAGGACGGCAUUUUUGUGGUGGUGCUAUAAUCGACAAACGUUGGAUUAUAACAGCUUCACACUGUUUGAUAGGCCAGAAGGCAGAAAACGUUAAAGUAUUAACCGGCACACAUAACUUACUAAACAAUACCAGUAAAUAUUAUUAUCCAGAUCGCAUAGUUACGCACUGCAAUUACAACAGUCCGGCUUAUGCAAAUGACAUUGCCUUACUGCAUUUAAACGACAGCAUUGAGUAUGAUGAGCACACGCAAGCCGUAGAAUAUGAUCACGAACCACUUAAGGCAGGAGAUGAACUUGUACUUACCGGCUGGGGCACCUUGUCAUUGGGUGGAGAAAUACCCAAUAAAUUACAAACACUCAAUGUGAAGUACGUGCCAUUCAAGGAUUGUCGCGCUGCGCAUGAUAAUAGCACUUGGGUAGACAUUGGUCAUGUUUGCACUUUCAAUGAUAAAGGCAAAGGCGCUUGUCAUGGUGAUUCUGGUGGUCCCCUGGUGCAUAAGGAAACACUCAAAUUGGUGGCGUUAGUAAAUUGGGGUCGACCUUGUGCUAAAGGUUUUCCCGAUGCACAUGCACGUGUUUCGUACUAUCAUGAUUUCAUACGAAGGAAUAUACACGGUUGUGAACAUGUGGAGAGUGAGAAAGAUCCGAGCGAACCUACAGCUACUUGUGCUCCAGAAAAAGAAAUAUAG